Helianthus annuus (common sunflower) is the source of this 1659-nucleotide messenger RNA. Its product is annotated as probable inorganic phosphate transporter 1-7. Gene Ontology annotation, molecular function: phosphate transmembrane transporter activity. Bases 1 to 1587 code for a protein of 528 amino acids. The record is from RefSeq and is a predicted model, not a curated record. Lineage: Eukaryota; Viridiplantae; Streptophyta; Magnoliopsida; Asterales; Asteraceae. The transcript has 2 exons. Gene Ontology annotation, cellular component: membrane. Gene Ontology annotation, biological process: phosphate ion transport; transmembrane transport.
AUGGAGCCAUCGGGGAAUUUACAAGUUUUAAACGCCCUCGAUGGAGCAAAAACACAAUGGUACCACUUCACGGCGAUUGUGAUCGCUGGAAUGGGGUUCUUCACGGAUGCAUAUGAUCUAUUUUGCAUCUCGCUCGUUACCAAAUUGCUUGGCCGUAUUUAUUAUUACCAAGAAGGAUCUCCAAAGCCGGGAAGUUUGCCACCUCAGGUCUCUGCUGCCGUAAAUGGUGUUGCACUCAUCGGUACCCUAGCCGGACAGUUGUUUUUUGGGUGGCUCGGUGAUAAACUAGGGCGGAAGAAAGUGUAUGGUAUCACGCUUAUGUUGAUGUGUCUUUGCUCCAUCGCUUCCGGUUUAUCAUUUGGUAGCCAACCAAAGGGGGUAAUGACCACUCUUUGCUUUUUCCGGUUCUGGUUAGGGUUCGGUAUAGGCGGUGACUACCCUCUCUCCGCCACCAUCAUGUCCGAAUAUUCUAAUAAGAAAACACGUGGCGGGUUUAUAGCCGCAGUUUUCGCCAUGCAAGGAUUCGGGAUCUUGGGAGGCGGAGUGUUUGCGAUUUUUAUUGCGGCGAUUUUCGAUAACAAUUUCAAAGCUCCACCGUACGAGGUGGAUCCAGUAAAGUCAACAGUGCCGGAAGCCGACUAUGUAUGGCGCAUUGUCCUCAUGGUCGGAGCUCUUCCAGCACUGUUAACUUACUACUGGAGAAUGAAGAUGCCAGAAACCGCCAGGUUCACCGCCUUAGUGGCUAAAGACGCCAAAAAAGCUGCUUCCGACAUGUCAAAAGUCCUCCAAGUUGACAUCGAAUCCGAGCAAGACAAACUCGACGAAGCCAUGGCCGAUACGAAAUUCAGCUACGGACUCAUAAGCAAAGAAUUCGCUAAACGCCACGGCCUCCAUUUACUUGGUACAACAAGCACAUGGUUCUUGCUUGACAUCGCGUUUUACAGCCAAAACCUCUUCCAAAAAGACAUCUUCUCCGCCAUCGGAUGGAUCCCACCCGCGAAUACCAUGAAUGCGAUCUACGAAGUUUACAAAAUCGCGCGAGCGCAAACUCUCAUCGCGCUUUGCAGCACUGUCCCCGGAUACUGGUUCACCGUAUUUCUCAUUGACCGAAUCGGUAGAUUCACAAUCCAACUAAUAGGAUUCAUCAUGAUGACAAUUUUCAUGUUUGUUUUAGCAUUCCCUUACGACUACUGGAUCCAACCCAAACACAACAUGGGUUUUGUUGUCUUCUACUCUUUAACAUUCUUCUUCGCAAAUUUCGGGCCCAAUGCAACAACAUUCGUCGUCCCAGCAGAGAUUUUCCCGGCCCGGUUGAGAUCAACUUGUCAUGGGAUAUCCGCAGCGUCAGGGAAACUCGGGGCGAUAGUUGGGGCUUUCGGGUUCUUGUACUUGGCUCAAAACAAAGAUCCUGCUAAGGCGGAUCACGGGUAUCCACCGGGCAUAGGAGUAAAGAACUCAUUGAUUGUGUUGGGUGUGAUUAACUUGUUGGGGACAUUGUGUACGUUUCUGGUGCCGGAAUCAAAGGGGAAAUCACUUGAGGAAAUGUCUGGUGAGAAUGAAGAAGAAACUGGUGAGACAAGAGCAUAAGUGUUGCUGGAGGAAACAAAUGCUGUUUUUUUGUUACAUUUUUUAUGGUGGUUUUGUCACCUUAGCUUAUUA